AGUACACAUCUCUACUUUUAAACAAACAACUACGCUGUCAAAAAUAUAUGAUGAGAUAAACAAUAAUUUAUAAACAACAUAAUAAUAAUUCAAGUUUUUUGUUUGUUACGGUUAGUUGCAUGUAUCUCAUAUUGAGUUUUAAAAUUAAUUAUUGGUUAUUUCUUUUAGUAGCCUUCAUGUGUGUAGGUAGAGAGACUGUUUAUUUAUAAUAAUGUUAUACAUUAUAGUUUAUAUUGUAUGGGCUUACUUAAUAUUUAAUGUGAUCUUCAAAAUUUAUGUAAAAUUUAACACUAUGUCGUGUAAAAAUAAGGUGUGUCUUGUGGGGAAAACUGUUAUAGUCACAGGAUCCAACACAGGUAUAGGAUAUGAAACAGCGUUAGAGUGUGCUAAACGGGGAGCAAGAGUAAUUCUGGGAUGUAGAGAUCAUCUUAAAGGAACUGUAGCUGUUCAAAAUAUUAAAACUCUAACAUUGAAUCAGAACGUAGUUCUAAAAGUUUUAGAUUUAGCUUCAUUAACAUCCGUUAAACAUUUUGCCAAUGAUAUUCUAAGAACAGAGGAAAGACUGGAUAUACUAAUAAAUAACGCUGGGGCAAUAUUGCUUGGUGAUCAAUUGACCGAGGAUGGUCUUCAGUUGGAGAUGCAAAUCAAUUACUUUGGACCAGUUUUGUUAACCCUUAUGUUACUUAAUUUAUUAAAAAAAUCCGCACCUAGUAGAAUAAUCAACGUUUCUUCAGUAGCAGCUAAAUAUGCUAAACUCGAUGUGAAAAAUCUUAAUGGAAAGCCAAGCUAUCCUAUUACAAAAUUGUGCAAUAUACUGUUUACUCAAGAGUUGGCCAAGAAAUUAAAUGAGUUUAACAUCAGUGUAUUUGCUCUUCAUCCAGGAAUGAUAGCUACUGAUAUAAUGACUAGACAUCUGUGGCCGAUUGUAAACUCGUGUGUUAUUCCUUUGUCAAGAUUCUCAAUAAAAACUCCUGAAGAAGGUGCGCAAACAACAAUCUAUGCAGCUACCGAACCAGGUAUAGAGUACCUAACAGGAGGGUUUUUCUCAGAAUGUCGUCAUCAGGAACAUUAUAAAACUGCUAGAGAUUCACAGUUAGCACGACAGCUUUGGGAUGAAACUAUGAAAUUGUUAAAUUAUACCGACUGAUUCAAAUAAAGUUUUACGCUCUG
Molecule: messenger RNA, 1170 nt
Organism: Diabrotica balteata
Lineage: Eukaryota; Metazoa; Arthropoda; Insecta; Coleoptera; Chrysomelidae
Source: the annotation of a GenBank genome assembly